Messenger RNA from Batrachochytrium dendrobatidis JAM81, 873 nucleotides. RefSeq lists its product as uncharacterized. The coding region runs from base 1 to 873 and encodes 290 amino acids. Gene Ontology annotation, biological process: lipid metabolic process. The record is from RefSeq and is a predicted model, not a curated record. Gene Ontology annotation, molecular function: oxidoreductase activity, acting on the CH-CH group of donors. Gene Ontology annotation, cellular component: membrane. The transcript has a single exon. Lineage: Eukaryota; Fungi; Chytridiomycota; Chytridiomycetes; Rhizophydiales.
AUGUUCUUGACAGUCAUCUAUACGCUACGUAUACCUGCAUUGUUGGCAAUUGGCAUCAACGGAAUCAUGGGUGCAAUAGCUAUUUAUUUACAAACUGAACUAUUUUACGAUGCUACUGGAACUGCUACGUUUAUUUUAUGCACGCUUCUUUCAUUAUGGAACGCUAUUCCAUUUCCAGCAACUUUUUUACAAGGAAUGUUUGAGAUGGAUCUUAGAAGACUUUUGUUGUUUGUAGCAGUACUUGUUUGGGCUAUACGACUUGGUGUGUUUCUGUUUUACAGGGUUCAUGCUCUUGGUGGUGAUCGUCGGUUUGAUACCAUCAAGAUGCAGCCAUUCCGAUUUGCCAUUGUAUGGUUGAUGCAAGCAAUCUGGACCAUUCUUGUUCCACUUCCAAUCUACACUGUAUUGUCUAUUCCCACCUCACUGCAAACGUAUCCACUUGGUAUACUGGAUGGUAUGGGUUUAAGUUUAUUCAUGAUUGGAUUUGCAAUAGAAGGCGUGGCAGAUAUGCAGAAGCUACAAUGGCAGAUCGAAUUGGGAGAGAAACGCUUCUCGCAAGUCAAUACUCGAGGUUUAUGGAACUACUCACGAUACCCAAACUAUUUUGGUGAAAUUCUAGUCUGGAUAGGCAUCUACAUCUGUGCAGUGAAUGCAUUGGAUUGGACUAGAUUGGAUGGGAUUGCAAUGGCUAUCAUGAUGAGCAUCAGUCCAUUGUUUAUUUCGGUUUUACUUUUAAAAGUAAGUGGGAUUCCACUUCAAGAGAAAAUGGCCAUUAAAAGAUAUGCUGGGAAUCAAGAGUAUCAAGAAUAUGUUGAUCGCACAAGUAUGAUCAUUCCUUGGAUUCCCAAAACUUUACCCAAAAAAGUAGACUAA